AUGUCCGAAAUCCUCAACAAAAGUGAAAAUGAUGGUACGGGUGACCAGACCCAAUCCGAGACCACCAUCCCAUUACAACCACCCAGCCCGUCUGGGCCUGGAAUAUUGACUGUUACGCUCGAUCUGGCCUAUCGCCUGAGUCUACCAGACGACCUAGACCUACACGGUGUAAAUGUGACUGGUCCGGAAGUGGACGAGCGAUGGCGGGCAUACGCCAUCGCCGAAUAUGAAGGGUUCCAGCUGUCAACAGAGGCGAUGGCCAUCACCACUGAGGGCGUGGUCGCAUGGGCAUCAGUGUACCGGCCGUUCAAGUUUCACGUCUCCGCAUCUCCGUCAUCCGAAUUGACAAUUUCAAUGUUCAUCGAGGACAUGAAGCCUGAUGCGUCGGGAAGACAGGAAAACACACCCGUGCCCCUUGGUCUGAUCAAAUUGAACCCGUUCCUAGAAACUUCGAAUUGGCAAGACUUGGAUGUCCAAAAUGGCACGGGGAAAGUGACAAUCAAGAUAUCCUACACGCAGAAGGAGGACUCGCCUUUGGAGACGUGGGAUGAGUGGAGGGUCCGCGGUGAUCGUGAUCUUGUCAAUGUUGAAAAGGACACGGGUCAAAACUACGGCAUGACGGCCAUUGAUAAUUACGCCUACGACGCUGAUAUCUCUAGAUCUGAUAUUAAGCUCGCACCCAGCCUUGGCCUUUGCUCUACCAUUCAACACCCGUUCAUCGCACCGCUCAAUUUCGCUUUCAAAUCCGAGAGACUGUUAAAACUCCUUUCGCCGUUGGGUAGUGGCGGGUACCUCUUUGAUCAUUUGCAAAAGGCGCGGCGGUUUGAUACCAACAAAGCCAAAUUUUACGCUGCGGAGCUAGUUUGCAUACUGGAAUACCUGCAUGACAAGCACAUCAUUCUCAGUUCCCUGAAGCCAGAAAAUAUUCUUCUGGAUUCAUCUGGACAUAUCAGUCUUUGCAAGCCUGGUCUUUUUGCGUUGAUAUCGGAGAAUAUGGGAGAUGUUGAUCUCAUUUUGCCUGGUACGGCUGAGUAUCCAGCCCCCGAAGUACUCAACGACCAUAGGGCUUCCCGGGUAGUAGAUUGGUGGGCUCUGGGCCUCAUUCUCUAUGAGAUGUUGACGGGCAUACCCCCUUUCUGCCAUAAGGACGACGGCGAGCGGCGCCACAGAAUCAUUGGCCAAGACCUAGAGCUCCCUGAGAGCCUACCAUCAACCGCGAAAGACAUCUUAACCAAGCUCCUUGCGAAAAUUCCCACCCAACGAUUAGGUACAAAUGGAGCCACCGAAGUGAAAGCCCACGCGUUCUUCCACGAUGUAAAGUGGCAUGAAUGCCUCCAGCGGAAGUCUGCAACUCCCUUCAAGCCCCAUGACGCCUCAGUGGUCUUCUGGCGUGAUCCUUAUACAUACCAGUCCUUCAGAGCCGUCAGAGAGCGAAAAGUACGCGAUGGAGUGGUAUACGAACACCUACAAGCUGAUAUGCCUACAUGGUGGCUAUCAGUUGGGCGGGUCAAUGACAAAAGCAACGCCGCGAGCAAGAAGGUCUCACUCAAUCCUGGGGAUGAUGAUGUAUUGGAGUCACAGGAACUGACAGCCCAAGAAUUACAUUUUAUCAAGAAUCUUUUCACUGACAAAACGGACUCGACUAAGCCUGAAAUUGCCUCCCCGAGCUCAAUUUGUCCACCGGUGAUUGGACCUCCUAGUGAGAAACAGAAAAAGGAAGCACUCGCAGCUGCAUUGGAAGCCGGACACAGCAAGCAUGUCUUCUCUCACAUCCUCAGUUACGGCAUGGAUCUGAAUGUCCGCAUUCUCAAUUACGACCAAACGCCCUGCGAUCUAGACAUUAUACUGAAUACUCGGGAUGAAAUAGAGCUUACACCAUUGGAAUGGGCCGUUGAGCACGAAAGACUCGAUCUGGUCAAUAUAUUCCUGGAUAACGGCGCUGACGCGAACUACACUAUCUUCCAGGAACAUGGACCAGCCCUGUUUAAGGCAGUGAAAAACAAACACCAGAACAUGGUUGAGGUUCUUGUGCUGAGAACAAACCGAAUCUCCUGUACUAGAGCCCUUGCUCUCGCGGUGGAGCAACAAGACACCACAAUCGCUAACAUCCUUCUUGCGCACGGCGUCAGCUGUGAUUUUGAGGAAUCGGAUCGGCCUCGUCCACCUGAGCCGAUCUUUCGUGAUCACGACUCUCAGAUGGAUAGAGAGUUGGAAUCGGAAGAUAUCACGCCUCCCCUCGUCCGGGCUACUAGAUUAGGCAACGCAGCUCUAGUGGCAUUGCUGAUUGAACAUGGCGCUGAUACCAAUGUUGCAUAUCACGAUCUAGGCGGCCGCCCCACGCGCCCCCCUUUCGGUGCGUAUAAAAGCAGAGACUCGAGGAUACCUGCCAACUUCUCCUGUGGAAGAGUUGUACAAUUGGCGAUGGAGAUGGGUCAUUCGACGAUCGUCCAAUUGCUCAUCGAUGCCGGUGCAGAUAUUGAUCUUCCUCAUCCGCUCUGGCCCAUACCCGUCUGGCCUAUACCGGGUCAUAUAUGUCUGCCAGUGCCGAGAGCUGUCUACGUCGAGGUGACAGCUGGCUUGGAGGAAGUGGUAGCGGAAAGAAAGAAGGACAGAGCCUAG
This is a messenger RNA of Penicillium samsonianum, 2619 nucleotides long. Its product is annotated as putative protein kinase. Bases 1 to 2619 code for a protein of 872 amino acids. The record is from RefSeq and is a predicted model, not a curated record. Gene Ontology annotation, molecular function: protein binding; ATP binding; protein kinase activity. NCBI's taxonomy places the organism in Eukaryota, Fungi, Ascomycota, Eurotiomycetes, Eurotiales, Aspergillaceae. Gene Ontology annotation, biological process: protein phosphorylation. The transcript has a single exon.